Molecule: messenger RNA, 2305 nt
Organism: Rhodofomes roseus
Lineage: Eukaryota; Fungi; Basidiomycota; Agaricomycetes; Polyporales; Fomitopsidaceae
Product: FAD binding domain-containing protein
Exons: 2
Coding region: 413-2107 (564 amino acids)
Molecular function (GO): FAD binding
Source: RefSeq, a predicted model, not a curated record
GUUCUGAAGGGGAUUCCCUGAUGCUGCUGCUUCGAAUCUGCCGCGAUCCUCCUCCUCCGAGCAAUUCAAUGAAACUUAUUCAACGACUUGAUCUGCUCGUUCACGGUCCCCGUCCUUUUGCCCCGCUUGGCCAAUACGUACGUAUACACUGAAUACCAGCCCAAAUCCGUCCUUCGCUCCCCUCCAUUGAGCCAACUAUCCUGAUGUGCAACUUGACCCAGUCGUCCAUAUUGUCCCAGCGGCCAGCGCUGAUACAGGCCAAUCGUAAGAUGCAUGAACUCUACCGUAGUUUCCGUGAAAGGCCCAUUUCCCCUCACGGCGCAUAUGCUCUCUUGACCAUUUAAGCAGACAUCUCGGGUUGAGGACACCCCACCCAACAGUGAGCAGGCUAGACAGCCUUGAGAGAUCAAGCAUGUCCAGUUCCUCCGAGAUCUAUUCCGUCGCUAUUAUCGGUGGCGGCCCUGUCGGUCUCUGCGCCUCCAUCCUCCUCUCUGUCCGAGGCAAAUCGCACGUUCUCUUCGAGCGACGGCCGUGCACCUCCAUCCAUCCCAAAGCAUGCGGGAUCAACCAGCGCACCACGGAGAUCUUCCGGAAAUUAGGCAUCGACGAAACCGUGUACGCUGUCUCUGGACCGCCCGAAGUGACAGGCCGCACCGCUUGGUACACGAGUCUCGGUCCCGAGGGCAAGGAGAUUGCGUCUCGUUAUGCGUGGGGAGCAGGCCCCUACGCCGAGGAAUUCUCGAGAUACAGUCCCAGAAAAUACGUGGUACUUCCGCAGAUCAGGUUGGAGCCGAUCUUGAAGCAGAGGGCGCAGGAGCUUAACCCUGAAGCUCUGAAGUACCGCGCAGAGGUCACGGACGUACGCGGAUCAGAAGCUGACAACUACGCCGUUCUUCAGGUCCGUUUUGAUGGCAAGGAGUCCGAGGAGGACGUCCGUGCACGCUUCGUAAUCUGCGCAGACGGCGGACGCAGCUUCACCGACAAGCUCGGCGUACGCUGGCUCGGCGAGAAGGACAUCUACAACAUGGUGACCGCCCACUUCCGUUCCCCUCUCUCUAAGUCCCACUCUGACCCUCGCAACUUCAUCACCUGGUUCAGCCACCCCGACCUAGGCGGUAGCAUGCAGACGGGCUUCCUCUAUCAGAUCGGCCCAUGGCCUGCCGGUCCAGAGGUGGAGGAAGAAUGGGUCCUAGUCUGUAUGUCUGGUGCUACACACUCGGAACGCCUCGACAAGGAAGCCGCGGUGAAACGAAUCCGCGAUACUUUACGGCUCCCCGACUUACCCAUCGAAAUGCUCAGCCUCAGCCCCUGGAACGUUAACGCCAUCUACGCGAAGCGCUAUCGCGCGACCAAGCGUGUCUUCCUAGCCGGGGACGCCGCGUACCGCAUCCCGCCAUGGGGCGCGCUCGGCAUGAACACGGGCGUGCAGGACGUCGCGAACCUGAUCUGGAAGCUCGACCUCGCGCUGCAGGACGAGGCGAAGUACGGCGCGCUUCUCGACAGCUACGACACAGAGCGCAAGCCGAUCGGCGAGCGCGUCGGGCGCACCAGCCUGCACAACCUCCGGAGCCACAGCCUCGUCAUGGACGCCGCGCUGGGCAUGAGCGCAGACAAGACUCCCGCGGAGAACUGGGCCGCGCUCAACGCGUACUUCGACGGCGAAGGCGCGGCGAGCAGGCAUGACGGCCAGCUGACGGAGAACGGGGAGUUGGCGACGGAGUUCUACUACCCCUCGACUAUCCCGGGGCACCACGUCCCGCAUGCAUGGCUCCGCAAGGCCGGAGAGCCUGAGGCGCACACCAUCGCUGUGGUCGACCUGAUCCCGCUGCGCCAGAUGCUUCUGCUCGCGCGCCGGCGUGGGGUCGGGUGGGAGCAGUUGGAGAGCGCGCUGGUGCACGUGGAGAUCGCUGGCGAGGCCGGCGACGUCGACUGGGUGGACGUCGACGGAAAAUGGGCGCGGCAGUGCGGCGUCGGUGAGGAGGGUGCCGUCCUCGUCCGUCCAGAUGGCAUCGUACUAGUAGCUUGGCGAGGUGGGUGGAAUGACGACUUCAAGGACGUUGCCAAGUGGGGUCGCGUGUUGGAGAGGGUGAUGUACCUGGCCCCGUGAAAUGUAGCGCUCGUUCUAGUCUUUGUCUCUCAGCAGGGCUUAGACCUCGAGUACAACGUGUACUGAAUUGAUUACAGCGGUACUUAGUGUCGAUCUGUUUAUAGUUGUGGGCUCGUGAACGAUCGAGCUCAAUGUAAGGAUCAGCGUACCUUAGUGGGCACAUGUGAUGUACUAUCGGCUUAGCCCAAUGUCACUUGC